Molecule: messenger RNA, 8636 nt
Organism: Oncorhynchus masou masou (cherry salmon)
Lineage: Eukaryota; Metazoa; Chordata; Actinopteri; Salmoniformes; Salmonidae
Product: protein O-linked-mannose beta-1,4-N-acetylglucosaminyltransferase 2-like
Exons: 3
Coding region: 397-2172 (591 amino acids)
Biological process (GO): protein O-linked glycosylation via mannose
Cellular component (GO): endoplasmic reticulum
Molecular function (GO): protein O-acetylglucosaminyltransferase activity; protein binding
Source: RefSeq, a predicted model, not a curated record
ACAAGAUAGCAAGUUGAAUCGAAAUCGCCUUUUUGACAGCUAACAUUAAAAAAAUACUGUGUAACUUUAAACUUGAAUGAAUGCGUUGGUAUUUCGUAUAGUUGCACCUACAUUGAAGCAUAUCGUUAAGGAGGUUCAGUCUAUCACGUCAAUCCUCUGGAAGAUUUCUGCGGAGAGUAUGCUCUGGAGCUUGUAAUGCUGCCUUAGCUGAAACGUUUCAGCUGCAGUGAAGAAAAGAAAAUACCUUUCCGUUUUAUCGAAACUCCCCGACACAACCAGGAGGGGAGUGUGAUUUGAGGUUCCUGGAAAGCCUGUGCUUAUCCACCAAGGUGUAUCGGCGCCUGGCUAUCGAAGCAUGCGUGUGAGGUCAGACAUCAAAUUGGACGUGGAGCUGUGAUGCGUGCGGCGAGCUGCAGGAUGAACGUGGCGGCGAUACUGAACGGCCUGCUGGUGUCGGUGGUGGCAGCACUGCUCUGGAAGUACGUGAGGCUAAGCGAGCACGCUGCAGUACUGGAGGAGGAGCUGCAGCUGACACGCCAGUCCCAGGAGUUGUCCCAAGCCCGGAUAGACUACCACGCUGCUCUGCUGGCCCUCCAGGAGUAUGGCACCCGUAUGGUCUGCACCGGCAAGAUGCACACUGAUCGCAUCUGCCGCUUCGACUACCUGUGCUACUGCACCGAGGCGGAAGAGUUUGUCUUCUUCCACAGCAACUCCUCCUUCAUGCUGCCCAACCUGGGGCCCCGGCGAUUCCAGCCAGCCCUGCUGGACCUGUCCUCUGUAGAGGAUCACAACACCCAGUACUUCAACUUCCUGGAGCUGCCCGCAGCUGCCCUCAAGUUCAUGCCCAAGCCUGUGUUCAUCCCUGACGUCACCCUCAUCCUCAACCGGUUCAAUCCGGAUAAUCUGAUGCACGUGUUCCACGAUGACCUGCUUCCCAUCUUCUACACCAUGCAGCAGUACUCGGACCUGGACGAUGAGGCCCGCCUGGUCUUCAUGGAGGGCUGGGGUGAGGGCGCACACUUUGACCUCUACCGCCUGCUGAGCAGCAAGCAGCCACUUCUCAAAGAACAGCUGGGGAACUUUGGCAAACUUAUGUGCUUCACAAAGUCCUACGUGGGCUUGUCCAAGAUGACCACAUGGUACCAGUACGGCUUUGUCCAGCCACAGGGCCCCAAAGCCAACAUCCUGGUCUCUGGGAACGAGAUCCGGCAGUUUGCCUCAUCGCUGAUGGAGAAGCUCAAUAUCACCAUGCGAGGAGGAGAUGAGAGCGCAGCGGAGGAAAAGGACGAGUACAUCGUAGUGUUCAGUCGCUCCAUCAACAGACUCAUCCUGAAUGAAGCGGAGCUGAUCCUGGCGUUAGCGCAGGAGUUCCAGAUGAGAGCGGUGACAGUGUCUCUGGAGGAGCAGACCUUCCCCAGUAUUAUCAAGGUCAUCAGCGGGGCCUCCAUAUUGGUCAGCAUGCACGGGGCCCAGCUGGUCUCCUCUCUCUUCCUCUCCCGGGGGGCUGUCGUAGUGGAGCUCUUCCCCUAUGCGGUCAACCCAGAGCAGUACACCCCUUACAAAACCCUAGCCUCUCUACCAGGCAUGGACCUGCAGUAUGUGGCCUGGAGGAACAUGGUGGAGGAGAACUCUGUGGCCUACCCAGAGAGGCCCUGGGAGCAGGGAGGUAUAGCCCACCUGGAUAAGGAAGACCAGGAGCACAUCCUGGCCAGUAAGGAAGUGCCCAGACACCUGUGUUGCCGCAACCCAGAGUGGCUCUAUCGCAUCUACCAGGACACCAUAGUGGACAUCCCUUCUUUACUAGAGGCUCUCAGAGCGACAGUGAAAACCAGGCCCAACCUGAAGAAGGCCAAGCCUGCCAGCACGGUCCACCCAGGCCAGGUCAGAGAGCCCCAGUGCCAGACGUCGGUCCAGGCCACCAACGAGGCCAUGCUGACUGUGUCGUGGCAAAUCCCCUGGAACCUCAAGUACCUGAAAGUCAGGGAGGUGAAGUACGAAGUGUGGAUCCAGGAGCAAGGAGAGAACACGUACAUGCCUUAUAUUCUCCCCCACCAGAACUAUACCUUCUCUGAAAACAUCAAACCCUUUACGACAUACCUGGUGUGGGUGCGCUGCAUCUUUAACAAAAACCUCCUGGGGCCCUUUGCAGAUGUACUCACAUGCAGGACAUAAUUUGAGUUGAUAUUUACAGUUUCAAGAAUGUGACUGCUUGUUCCAGAUGAUCAGAUGUUGGGGCUUUGGAUUAUUGAAGGUGAUGCUAGAAAGGUUCUGUAUAAUUUUAGCCAGUAGUUUUGAAAGUAGCGCUCACGAGACAAAAUGGGUCCCGGAAAAUGGUGCACAAUUGUAUACGACGUCAUUAAUUUUGUCACGAUAAAUGUAUGUUUCCUGCAAUUCGUAUGAUAUGUUAUGAAUUUGCAAGUGCUUUAAGAUCCCGUUCAAUCUCUUUUUAAAAGGAACUUCUGUGAUUGAGGAUUGUCUCCGAUUUGAGGAUAGUUGAUAUGAUGUAAUCUGUAUCUAGGAUGAGAGACUGUGCUGUUUGAUGAGACAACCAUGUCCUCACACAGAGGAGAGUGAAAUGUAGUAGAAAUUCAAUGGCAUUUAGCAUGGGACGAGGGAAUACAUGAGUCACGAUUUAAGGAUGCAUCGUCUGUACAUGCAGAAAGUGCUAUACAACAUGUCUUUUUGAGAUAGAGGAAUUUCUUUAAUAUACUUAUUUAUGAGCAAAAAUGUACAGUAUAAAUACAUGUAUGUUUUUUUAUUAGUCUUAAACACUGAACCUACCUAUCUAUCUAUACCUGUACUUAUUUGAGUGUGUAAUGUAGAUUUUCAGCAAAGCCCAGGUGGGACUUUAGGAUGACUUGGUCUUGGUUUCAUACUUGAUUGGUUUGUGAUUUGUUAUACAGUUAUCUGAUAAAUCACACCUUUGUGGCUUAGCCUACCCUCCUGCACAAAGUUGUAGCUUUGUCACGUUGCCUUUCUAAUUGGCAAUUUACAUCAUUGCAGAAUGUUGCCAAAACCUUAAAGGGAUACUGUGAGAUUCUGGCAAUUGUCUACUUACCCAGAGUCAAAUGAACUCGUGGGUACCAUUAUUUAUGCCUCUGCGUGCAGUAUGAAGGAAGUUAGAAGUAAUUUCUCAAGCCAAUCCUAACUAGCAUUAGCACAAAUCCUGGAGGUCUAUGGGUAUCUGCUAGCUGGGUAUCUGCUUCAGGCCUGGGAAAUUCCAGUCCUCGGGGACCUGAUUGGUAUCACACUUUUCCCCGAUCCCUAGCAAACACACCUGAUUUCAACUAAUUGCGUUUUUAACUGAAGCUCAUGAUUAGUUAACUAUUGGAGUCAGGUGUUAGCUGGGGCAAAAGUGUGACACCAAUCAGGCCCCCGAGGACUGGAUUUGCCCAGACCUGCUUGCUGCAGGUACCCAUACACUUCCAGUCAUUGUGCUAACACUAGUAUCUAUGAGUUCAUCUGACCCUGAGGAAGUAGAUAAAGGGCUUCAUUGCCAAAAUCCCAAAGUAUUCCUUUAAGAGAAACCAAAGUGAAUUUGAAAAUAUGGUCACCAGUCUACAGUACCAUUAAGUAUGUGUUAUUAGUUGUGAUUUGGAUUAUCUUGUGCUUCAUUGAGGCUUUAAUAUUUGCCAUUUACCGUUUUGAACUAUUGUGGCCCAUGGAUAAUAAAUUCUUCCCCUUCUAGAUUAUUUGAGAUAUUAAUUCAAGGCAGAUAAAACUUUCAAAGACUGUGUCCAGGAAAAUGUGUUGCCAGUUUUCUAAAGAUGCUGACUAAAACAUGCAUUAUUCAUUCAAAUGUAGCAGUCUUUUAAGAACAGGGUUCCUCUAAAUGAAAAUUAAGAGAAUCUAUUAUCAUGUAUUUAUGUGAAAGGUUCUGUUGCUGUGCGGUCACUAGAUAUGCGAGGGGUAGUUCUAUUUCUUUCAGAAAAACUGGAGUUUCUUCAAUCAGUUUCUUUGUCAUUGCCCUCUGUGUCAAAUGAUAAAUACACAAAGGUUCAUAUCACUUCAGUGUCCCAAUUACAGCAAUUCUGAGUUCUAUUGUCCUAUUUUUUGUUAUUCAGUCCACACAGUUACAGAAAAUGAUCAGAAUUCCUUACUUACUAUUAAUGGGUACCAUUUCUGAUUGUGAUCAUUUACAUUUUGCGCAGGUUAUAUGCAUGCAUAAACUUGACUAUAAUUAGCCUGUUAUGCUUUUAAUUUGAAAGGGUGGUAAUGACUGCUCUGCCCCAAAUCAAGCUGGAGGAGUAACCCAUUCUAUGGCUCAUCAGUGCUGCUAACCAUGCGUGCGUGAUGCAGGGUUUGUAUCCCAAAUGGCACACUCUUCCCUUUAUAGUGUACUAUUUUUGACCAAGACCAGAGCCUAAAAAUAGGGCUGAUUUUGGGACUCAGCCCAAGUCUAUAUGAUAGUGUGCAAUGCUGCCUGUUACUUUUCAUUGCCUUGUGGUGUGCAAAACUAAAGUAAUGACUAGCUUCCCAGUAUGUACCAAACCCCCUGUCCUACUAAGUGUAUAUACAUUGUCUUCAGAAAGUAUUUACACCCUUUGACUUUUUCCACAUUUUGUUGUUACAAAAUGGGAUUAAAAUGGUUGAAAAAAUGUACAAUUAAAUUAAUCUACAAAUAAUCUGUAAUGUCAAGUGGAAGAAGAAAAAUACUAACAUUUGUAAAACAAAAUAACACUAAUGCAGUAUAUCUUUAUUAUGUAAGUAUUCAACCCACUUAGUCAACACAUGUUAGAAUCACCUUUGCCAGCGAUUACAGCUGGGAGUCUUUCUGGGCAAGUCUCUAACAGCUUUUCACACCUGGAUUGUGCAACAUUUGCCCCUUAUUCUUUUCAAAAUUCUUCAAGCUCUGUCAAAUUGGUUGUUGAUCAUUGCUAGCAAACUAUUUUCACGUCAUGCCAUAGAUUUUCAAGCAGAUUUAAGUCAAAACUGUAACUCAGCUACUCAGGAACAUUCACUGUCUACUUGGUCCAGUGUACAGUCGUGGCCAAAAGUUUUGAUAAUGACACAAAUAUUAAUUUCCACAAAGUUUGCUGCUUCAGUGUCUUUAGAUAUUUUUUCAGAUGUUACUAUGGAAUACUGAAGUAUAAUUACAAGCAUUUCAUAAGUGUCGAAGGCUUUUAUUGACAAUUACUUGAAGUUGAUGCAAAAAGUCAAUAUUUGCAGUGUUGACCCUUCUUUUUCAAGACCUCUGCAAUCCGCCCUGGCAUGUUGUCAAUUAACUUCUGGGCCACAUCCUGACUGAUGUCAGCCCAUUCUUGCAUAAUCAAUGCUUGGAGUUUGUCAGAAUUGGUGGGUUUUUGUUUGUCUACCCGCCUCUUGAGGAUUGACCACAAGUUCUCAAUGGGAUUAAGGUCUGGGGAGUUUCCUGGCCAUGGACCCAAAAUAUUGAUGUUUUGUUCCCUGAGGCACUUAGUUAUCACUUUUGCCUUAUGGAAAGGUGCUUCAACAUGCUGGAAAAGGCAUUGUUCGUUACCAAACUGUUCCUGGAUGGUUGGGAGAAGUUGCUCUCGGAGGAUGUGUUGGUACCAUUCUUUAUUUAUAAAAUUGUGAGUGAGCCCACUCCCUUGGCUGAGAAGCAACCGGUUUUAGGAUGCUUUACUGUUGACACAGGACUGAUGGUAGCGCUCACCUUGUCUUCUCCAGACAAGCUUUUUUCUGGAUGCCCCAAACAAUCGGAAAGGAGAAAAUGACUUUACCCCAGUCUUCAGCAGUCCAAUCCCUGUAACUUUUGCAGAAUAUCAGUCUGUACCUGAUGUUUUUCCUGGAGAGAUGUGGCUUCUUUGCUGCCCUUCUUGACACAAGUCCAUCCUUCAAAAGUCUUUACCUCACUGUGCGUGCAGAUGCACUCACACCUGCCUGCUGCCAUUCCUGAGGAAGCUCUUUACUGGUGGUACCCCAAUCCCACAGCUGAAUCAACUUUAGGAGACGGUCCUGGUGCUUGCUGGACUUUCUUGGGCGGCCUGAAUCCUUCUUCACAACAAUUGAACCACUCUCCCUGAAGUUCUUGAUGAUCCGACAAAUGGUUGAUUUAGGUGCAAUCUUACUGGCAGCGGUAUCCUUUCCUGUGAAGCCCUUUUUGUGCAAAGCAAUGAUGAUGGCACGUGUUUCCUUGCAGGUAACCAUGGUUGACAGAGGAAGAACAAUGAUUCCAAGCACCACCCUCCUUUUGAAGCUUCCAGUCUGUUAUUCGGACUCAAUCAGCAUGACAGAGUGAUCUCCAGCCUUAUCCUCGUCAACACUCACGCCUGUGUUAAUGAGAGAAUCACGGACAUGAUGUCAGCUAGUCCUUUUGUGGCAGGGUUGAAAUGCAGUGGAAAUGUUUUUGGGGGAUUCAGUUAAUUUGCAUGGCAAAGAGGGACUUUGCAAUUCAUCUGAUCACUCUUCCUAACAUUCUGGAGUAUAUGCAAAUUGUCAUCAUACAAACUGAGGUAGCAGACUUUGGGGAAAUUAAUAUUUGUGUUAUUCUCAAAACUUUCAUCCACGACUGUAGAUUUGGACUUGUGUUUUAGGUUAUUGUCCAGCUGAAAUGUGAAUUAAUCUUCCAGUUGCUGGUGGAAAGUAGACUGAACCAGGUUUUCCUCUAGGAUUUUGCCUGUGCCUAGCUCCAUUCCAUUUAUAUUUUACACUGAAAAACUCCCCAGUCUUUAGCGAUUACAAGCAUAACAUGAUGCAGUCACCACUAUGCUUGAAAGUAUGGAGAGUGGUACUCAGUAAUGUGUUGUAUUGGGUUUGCCCCAAAUGUAACACCUUGUAUUUAGGAAAAAAGUGAAUUGCUUUGCCACAUUGUUUCAGUAUUCCUUUAGUGCCUUGUUGCAAACAAUGCAUGUUUUGGAAUAUUUUAAUUAUGUACAGGCUUCCUUCUUUUCACUCUGUCAAUUAGGUUAGUAUUGUGGAGUAACUACAAUGUUGUUGAUCCAUCCUCAGUUUUCACCUCACAACUUCUCAAAGGGAUAUUCAAUUUUCUGUUUAUUUUAUUUAUAUAUUUUUUUAACGUAUUUAGGCUUGCCAUAAAAAAGGGGGUUGAAUACUUAUUGACUCAAUACAUUUCAGCUUUUCACUUUUAAUUAUACAGAACAAAAAUAUAAACACAACAUGCGACAAUUAACAAUUUUACUGAUGCACAGUUUAUAAGGAAAUCAGUCAACUUAUAAAUAAAUUAGGCCCUAAUCUAUGGAUUUCACAUGACUGGGCAGGGGUGCAGCCAUGGGUGGGCCUGGGAGGGCAUAGACCCACCCACUUGGGAGCCAGGCUCAGCCAAUCAGAUGUUUAAAAACUUAUACAGAAGGGCUUUAUCACAGACAGAAAUACUCCUCAGUUUCAUUAGUUGUUCGGGUGGCUGGUCUCAGACAAUCCCGUAGGUGAAGAAGCCGGAUGUGGAGGUCCUGGACUGGCAUGGUUACAUGUGAUCUGUGGUUGUGAGGCCGGUUGGCCAUACUGCCAAAUUGAAAAAUGGAAUGAUGUUAGAGGUGGCUUAUGGUAGAGAAAUUAACAUUAAAUUCUCUGGCAACAGUUCUGGUGGACAUUCCUGUAGUCAGAAUGCUAAUUGCACGCUCCCUCAACUUGAAACCUCUGUGGCAUUGUGUGGUGUGACAACUGCACAUUUUAGUGGCCUUUUAUUGUCCCCAGCACAAGGUACACCUGUGCAAUGAUCAUGCUGUUUAAUCAGCUUCUUGAUAUGCUACACCUGUCAGGUGGAUGGAUUAUCAUGGUAAAGGUUAAAUGCUCACUAACAGGGACUUAAAAUACAUUUGUGCUCAAAAUUGGAAAGAACAUUUCUGGGAUCUUUUAUUUAAGCUCAUGAAACAUGGGACCAACACAUUACAUGUUGGAUUUAUAUUUUUGUUCAGUAUAAUUUUGAAAUGUUUUGAAAAUCAUUAUUCCACUUUGACAUUAUGCUGUGUGUAUGCCAGUGGAAAAAUCUCAAUUGAAUCCAUUUUAAAUUCAGGCUGUAACACGACAAAAUGUGGAAAAAGUCAAGGGGUGUGAAUACUUUCUGAAGGCACUGUAUUGUGAUCGAAAAGGUUAAACUGUCCUAAAUCAGCACUCCUACUCUGAGACACUUGACAUGCGGCCGCAGAUCUUUCUGUCCCGGGGUUGAGUUUUCAGCAGAGGUCACAGGUUUGAAACUAGUUUGACGGUUUUUGGGGCAACUGAGAGUGGUGUCAUGAAUCUGUGAAUCAAUAGCAUUGGAUUGGGUUUCUCUCUUCCCCUAGAACAGCACGAGUGACACAUAGAUUGCCAGUGCCAAUUCAUGGACUUUGCAAUGCGUGUAUUGGUGUAACAAUUUAAUGGACGUUAGUGGUGUCAUAAUAAUCAAGGGAUUUAAAUGUAGUACUUACUGGCUAGUAUGUGAAUAUCCUACCCAUUGUGCUGUACCCAUUGAGGUAUCUUACCAAUUAACUAAAUUCCUCAUUAACUGGAAUUGAUCCCUUUUUGAUAUGUUUCGGUUUGAAAGUCAAAACUUGAACUGUUAAAAAAAAAAAUUGUUCUCAAAUGCAGUUCUCAGUGUUGGUAUUCAAGAGAUUAUUUUGAACUGUUGUUCAAUGUGAUGUAGUAUUUUGUGUGUUUGUAAUGCUUGUUAGUUUGUGUAUACCACCUCCAGUAAAUAAAUUAUAUUUGCUAAGACUGAA